Messenger RNA from Coccinella septempunctata (seven-spotted ladybird), 929 nucleotides. Its product is annotated as protein ANTAGONIST OF LIKE HETEROCHROMATIN PROTEIN 1-like. The transcript is spliced from 2 exons. NCBI's taxonomy places the organism in Eukaryota, Metazoa, Arthropoda, Insecta, Coleoptera, Coccinellidae. Bases 58 to 885 code for a protein of 275 amino acids. The record is from RefSeq and is a predicted model, not a curated record.
CUGGAGUCAUGUUCAGAUGAAGAAGAAAGAGUGCCUAGGAGGAAAAUACAAAGAAUAAUGAAUUACGUAGAAGAAACGGUUGAAAAGUAUGAUGAUAGGCAAUUUAAAGGUCAUUUCCGACUGUCUAGAAAAACUACCACGGAUUUAAUUGAUUUGUUUAACCAAUCCGAUUUCAAUCCGAAAUAUUCAUCUGGUCGACCAAAUGUUUCUGCCAAGAAAACGGUACUGUUUUCCCUUUGGUAUUUGGGAAACAGAAAUUCGUUCAGGGAAGUAUCGGAUAGAUUUGGGGUGGCCAUUGGAACUGCACAUGGCUGUCUGACUCGGUUCCUGAACUUUCUCAUGCGCAUCAGAGAUGAGCACAUUGUUUGGCCGAAUGAACAACAACGACUUGAAAUUUCAAGAAUGUUCACCAGAAAUAAUGGAUUUCCUGGUGCUAUUGGAUUCAUUGAUGGAAGCCACAUUGAAAUCCCAAAACCCGAUAAAAAUCAGGACUCCUAUAUCAACAGAAAAGGUUACCAUAGUCUUUUAUUGCAAGGAGUGGUUGAUCACAAUAAAAAAUUUAUAGACGUUUUCUGUGGAGAACCAGGAUCGUUGCAUGAUGCUCGAUUGUUAAGAAGGUCGGCACUCUAUGCAACGAUCAGUGACAAUCCAGAUUUCAUUGGAGAAUAUUACUUAUUAGGGGAUUCUGCAUACUCUAAUUUGGAUUGGAUAGUGACACCAUACCCGGAUACAGAAUUUCUCAGUGAAAACCAAAAGAUUUUCAAUCAACGACUUUCAUCAAAGAGGGUUGUUGUUAAAAAUGCUUUUGGAUUGCUGAAAGGACGUUUUCGAAGACUUAAAGGACUUGAAAAUUUAAAGUUAGAUCUCUGUUAUCAGUUAAUAUAAGGAUGCUGUAUUCUUCACAAUAUAUGUUUGGAUGAGAAACUGAA